Monoraphidium neglectum is the source of this 564-nucleotide messenger RNA. RefSeq lists its product as hypothetical. Lineage: Eukaryota; Viridiplantae; Chlorophyta; Chlorophyceae; Sphaeropleales; Selenastraceae. Bases 1 to 564 code for a protein of 187 amino acids. The transcript is spliced from 5 exons. The record is from RefSeq and is a predicted model, not a curated record.
AUGGAGCGCGACGAGUAUGAAGCGGGGCUGGCGUUGGACGAGCAAUUCCUUCGCUUGGCGAUCACGCUCGAGAAACGGCUGGCGCUACUGGACAGGCAUGCACGUGUGCGGGUUCAGGCAUGGCUCAAGAAGCUUCGGCAGGAGACCUCCAACCACACGUGGAAGCGCAGCCGCAACCAGUACGCGCGGCUGCUGCUGGAGCAGCUCAGGGCGGGCGUGCUGGAGCCGCCCUUCCACCUGUUCCCCCCAGAGGGGGCCCUGCCCACCCUGGCCCUCUUCCUCACCUCCAGGCGCGGCCGCCGGCAAGAGGAGCAGGAGGACGGCCGCGGCGACGGCGGCAGCCCGUCCCGCGGGGCGGCGGCGCCGCAGCGCGGCCGCAGCCCCGGGGCCGGGUCGCGCGCGAACCGGGCGGCCGCGCUGGUGGAAGCUGCCCUGAACCUGGAAGCUGACCUGGAGGAGGCGAGGGAGGGGGCAGGGGCCCUGGAGGCGCGGCUGAGGCUGGCAGAGGAGAAGAUACACAGCCAGCAGCAUGGGGCGUCGUCGUUCCUUAAGGACACCACCUAG